Molecule: messenger RNA, 876 nt
Organism: Ectocarpus siliculosus
Lineage: Eukaryota; Phaeophyceae; Ectocarpales; Ectocarpaceae
Source: the annotation of a GenBank genome assembly
AUGUACGAUGAACACAUCCACCUCCCUACGGAAGAGAGCGGCAAGCUGGACCUCGUCAUAGAGCAGUACGACCGGCUUGGGUUUACGGGUGCGAUGGGUUCUAUGGACGUCACACACAUCGCUUGGAGCAGGUGCCCCUACAACCAAGCCCGUUCGUACACUGGCAAGGAGGGGUUUCCCACGAUCGGGUACCAGGUCACCGUUGAUCACGCUGGCCGGGCUAUUGCCGUGACCGAGGGCUUCACCGGCUCGACGAACGACAAGACCACCGUCUGCUGGGAUGCCGCGGUGGAGAAGAUUCGGACGGACAAGCAGUACACGGAGAAGACGUUCGACGUGUACAACCAGGAUGGUACGACGACGACGCUCAAGGGGUGCUACGUGCUCGUCGACAACGGGUACCACAAGUGGCAAAUCCUGAUCGAGCCCUCCAAGUACCCGCUGAGCGAGAACGACCUGCUCUUUUCGAAGAGGCUGGAGAGCGUGCGGAAGGAUGUCGAGUGCUUCUUCGGCAUCCUGAAGGGUCGCUUGAGGAUCCUCAUGCUCGCCAUGGCGUUCCAGAGCCAGGAGCGCAUCGACAACGUGUUUUUCACGUGCUGCAUCUUGCACAACAUGCUGCACACCUUCGACGGCAUGGACCAGCUGGUGGAGAACACGAACUGGGUCAGCAGUGCCGGGGUGGGGACCACAUCGGUGACGGAGCCGGAGGCGGACUCUGGAUCUGUUGGGACGAAGGACGUCAACGGCCGGCCUCAAGUGGAGGCAGGGCACGCGGUGCGCAAGCGGCAGCUCACCACGAGCUUCGCGUACCGCAAGAAGCACAAGAAGGACAUUGUGUAUGGCAACUCGACGAGUAUCGUCGCGUUGCCUGUCUGA